Molecule: messenger RNA, 1233 nt
Organism: Saccostrea echinata
Lineage: Eukaryota; Metazoa; Mollusca; Bivalvia; Ostreida; Ostreidae
Product: nuclear receptor subfamily 2 group E member 1-like
Exons: 8
Coding region: 43-1209 (388 amino acids)
Biological process (GO): positive regulation of transcription by RNA polymerase II; anatomical structure development; cell differentiation
Molecular function (GO): RNA polymerase II cis-regulatory region sequence-specific DNA binding; nuclear receptor activity; zinc ion binding
Source: RefSeq, a predicted model, not a curated record
AUCAGCACCUGUUGUCGCCUGAUAUUUACCAUCUUGUUAAAAAUGAAUAAAUGUCAAGCCACUCCUAGCCGUAUCCUGACUGAUGUUCCAUGUAGGGUGUGUCAGGACCAUUCCUCUGGCAAACAUUACGGGAUCUACGCCUGUGAUGGAUGCGCUGGAUUUUUCAAAAGAUCUAUUAGAAGAAAUAGACAAUACGUGUGUAAGUCCAGGAACCAGAAUAAAUGUCCUGUGGACAAGACACACAGAAAUCAAUGUAGAGCAUGCCGACUUAACAAAUGUGUGAAAGCUGGAAUGAACAGAGACGCUGUUCAACAUGAACGGGGUCCCAGGACGUCAACAUUACGGAGACAAGUCGCCAUGUAUCUUCGAGAAUCUACGGACUAUAACACUUUGUUAUCUGGCGCCGUUCUGCCUUCACCGUACUUUGCUACUUCCUUUUACAGUGUAAAUCCACCAGGGAUGUGCGAGUCAGUUAUGCUUUCUAGUUCUGCGUCUUCUUCUUCAACGUCAGCACCAACAUCAUCUGUUAUUGUACACCCCACACCUCGAUAUCCAGCUGAACUGAGUGGAUUCACUUUUCCGAGUAAUUCAGCUGACUCUGUUUGUGAAACAGCAGCCAGAAUCUUAUUCAUGACCAUCAAAUGGACCAAAAGUAUCCCUGCUUUUGUGGGACUGCCUCAUCGAGACCAGUUGGUUCUCCUAGAGGAGAGUUGGAGAGAUUUGUUUAUACUCAGUCUCGCCCAAUUCCGGUUGCCCAUCCAACCACACAUUCUUAUCACGGCAUCUGGCUUGACAUCAGACAGUAAAAUGACAUCAGAGAGAAUGUCAACCUGUAUGUUAGAAAUACGGGCUCUACAAGACGUCAUAGAUAAAUUCAAAGCUAUGAACGUUGAUCCAACAGAGUACACGUGUCUCAAGGCAAUAGUCAUCUUCAAGACAGCAUUACGAAGUCCUGCUAAUGAAAUGAAAGCCCUACGAGACAGCCAUGCUGUGGCUCUGUUACAAGAUCAAGCACAGGUUACACUUAGCAAGUACAUAGAAACAACAUACCCAUCUCAACCGUUCCGCUUCGGUAAACUUCUGCUAUUGCUUCCACUGUUACAGACCGUGUCAUCGAAAGUCAUCGAGGAUAUGUUCUUCAAAAAGACUAUUGGACACGUGCCCAUAGAUAGACUGAUAGUGGAUAUGUUCAAAUCAGGAGACUUUUAAGAACUAUGGAUCGGGAUCGGGAUC